This is a messenger RNA of Ceratotherium simum simum (southern white rhinoceros), 2258 nucleotides long. RefSeq names its product FAM161 centrosomal protein B (gene FAM161B). The record is from RefSeq and is a predicted model, not a curated record. Gene Ontology annotation, cellular component: cilium. Lineage: Eukaryota; Metazoa; Chordata; Mammalia; Perissodactyla; Rhinocerotidae. Gene Ontology annotation, biological process: cilium organization.
GCGUCGCCGCCGCUGCUGUCUCUGCAGCGCUGAGAAGAUGACCGUGGGGAGGCCUGCGGGAGCCUCCGGCGGCGCUCAGUGGAGCCGUCAGAUAUUUCCCCCCAAAUCCUCCUCAGACACAGAGGCAGAAGAGGAGCUGUCUGGGGAUAGGCUGGUUUUGCCCAGGGCUGGCAAACUCGAUGAGUUCCUCAGCCCAGAGGAAGAGACUGAUUCUACUUCUGACUCAACUGGGAGCUUUUACGAGACCCUGCAGAUACUGAGGCAGAAAGGCAGGUGGUGCCUGUUGGAAUCUCUUUAUCAGUCUGACCUCGACAGUGAUGAGAACCUCUCUGAAGAUGAUGAGGACCUGAAGCAUUUCUUCCAAGACAAAGGCAGGGGGAAGCGGCAGGUUCAGUGCCCCCAGUCUCCAAGGUGUGGCUCCACAAGGCGCUGCAGCUCCCUGAGCAACCUUCCCUCCGACAUUCCCAAGGUUCUGGCCCAGCCACCUUCAGACUCCAGGUCUCCUUCCCAGCAUAAAAACAUCAGCUCCUGGGCAUCAUCCAUCACCGUCCCUCAGCCGUUCCGCAUGACGCUGCGUGAGGCCUGGAAGAAGGCCCAGUGGCUGGCCUCACCUGCCUCCUUUGAGCACGAGAGACAGCAGGCUCAGAGGCAGGGUCAGGAGGAGGCCGAGUGCCACCGGCAGUUCCGGGCACAACCUGUGCCCGCACAUGUCUACCUGCCCCUCUACCAGGAGAUCAUGGAGCGCAAUGAAGCCCGCAGGCGGGCAGGGAUCCAAAAGAGGAAGGAACUGCUCCUCUCUUCCUUGAAGCCCUUCAGCUUCCUGGUGAAGGAGCAACAGCGAAAGGAAACCACUCAACAAAGGGAGUUGGCCGCCACAGCUAAGGCCAAGGUCCCCAAGCAGAAAGCCACCAGAAGGAUCCCCAAGUCCAUUCUGGAGCCAGCCCUUGGGGACAAACUCCAGGAAGCUGAGCUCUUCAGGAAAAUUCGCAUCCAGAUGAGAGCCCUGGACAUGCUCCAGAAGGCCUCCUCCCCCAUCGCCUUCUCCAGUAGCCGGGCUGACCCACAGCCUCGCAUAGCCACCCGAACCCGGGAGGAAAAGCUUGGGUUUCUGCAGACUGACUUUGGAUUCCAGCCUCGUGUGAAUCCUGCUGUCCCUGACUAUGAGGGCCUUUACAAGGCCUUCCAGAGAAGAGCUGCCAAGAGAAGGGACACCAGAGAGGUGACUCGCAACAAGCCCUUCUUCCUGAGAACCGCCAGCCUGCGUCACACUCAGCGGCCCUGCGAUGCCGCCACCUCUGGAGGGAGGAGGGACUCCGUGGAGCCACCCGUUACACCCCUGCCAAGGAGUCGUUCUCUGAGUGGCCUUGCUUCCCUCUCUGCCAACACCCUCCCUGUGCACAUCACAGAUGCCACCAGGAAGAGGGAGUCUGCAGUCAGAAGUUCACUUGAAAAAAAGGACAAAGCAGAUGAGAGUACUCAGUGGUUGGAGAUGCACAAAAAGAAGUGUCAAGCAAUGUCUAAAUCCGUGACCUUGCGUGCAAAAGCCAUGGAUCCCCAUAAAAGCCUGGAGGAGGUGUUCAAAGCAAAGCUGAAAGAGAAUCGGAACAAUGAUCGUAAAAGAGCAAAAGAGUAUAAGAAAGAAUUGGAGGAAAUGAAGAAGAGAAUACAAACAAGGCCCUAUCUCUUCGAACAAGUUACCAAGGACCUUGCCAGAAAAGAAGCAGAACAACGGUAUCGAGACACCCUGAAGCAGGCUGGCCUGGAUGAAGAUUUUGUGAGGAAUAAGGGUCAGGGCACCAGGGAUGUACAAUGGAAGGAGCAGUCAGAAGUCCGUGAUUGUCCCAGCACCCAUGGAACUGCAAAAUUCAGCAUCAGAAAUCCACAGCAGGAUUUAGAAGAAUCCCUGGAAAAGCCUACAAGCCCCGAGAAAGAACUGGAGGACAUGUCUUAUGAACUGCUAGAUAAUCUCAAAUCACUUGCUUAAUCAGUACACUUAAAAUUACUGCUUUUCAAUAAUUUUAAGCAGCUAACUUGGGGUGGAGUUAAGGCAAGCAAAAUUUAAGUUUUGAGUCAUGGUUACUCUUGGAGAAUGGGGAAGAAAAGUAGCAGAUAACAGGGAAUGGUUCCCAUAAAUCAAAAUGGAGAAGCUCAGGGUGGAGGGAUCAGAGCAAUUAAGGGUUCCUGCUUUGUGCCUCACACUUAAACUAUGGGUACAGAAAAAAGGGCACAAGCCCAGAUGCCUACAGGGGAUAGUCAGG